Megalobrama amblycephala (Wuchang bream) is the source of this 5459-nucleotide messenger RNA. RefSeq names its product UV radiation resistance associated gene (gene uvrag). The record is from RefSeq and is a predicted model, not a curated record. Gene Ontology annotation, molecular function: SNARE binding. Bases 242 to 2344 code for a protein of 700 amino acids. The transcript is spliced from 15 exons. Lineage: Eukaryota; Metazoa; Chordata; Actinopteri; Cypriniformes; Xenocyprididae. Gene Ontology annotation, cellular component: lytic vacuole; endosome. Gene Ontology annotation, biological process: SNARE complex assembly.
GCACGAAGCGAGGGUUUGCCGAUCAAGGUCGCGGUAAUGGCUUCCUAGGCAAGACUUACUUUGUUUAUGCCGCCGUGGGUACCUCAGUAGCUGCGUUUAGUGUGCUUAAUGUACAUUAUAAUACAAAUCUGCACGCUUGUGAAGAAAGCUCGGAAUCUGACACCUUCGUGCCGGGAGUUUCUCGCUGAUGGGGUUGAGUUGUAUGGCUGAAUGAGGCUAUCGCCUAUGGUACCGUAGAAGGAUGAACUCCAUCGCCGGUCGGGAUCUCUCAGUGUCCGCUGGAGCUGUCAGCAGCAACCCCGGAGCAGCAUCCUCCAGAGUCCUGCAUGUGGAGCUCACAUCACAACAGAGGCGUUUACGUCACUUGCGGAGCAUAGCGGCCCGUAACAUCGUGAACAAGAAUGGCUCUCCUCUGCUGGACACUUACUUCACCCUUCACCUCUGCCAGGAAGAUCGAAUAUCACGAGAUUUUUAUAAGAGUGAAGUCAUCCGAGACUCAUUGAACCCGACAUGGCGGAGCUUAGAUUUUGCCAUGCUGCCGGACCUCUUGGACAUGUCUGUGUCGUGUUUUGUGGUGAGAAUAUGGGGUGGCAGGGAAGAACAAUACCAACUGCUUAUUGAGUGGAAGGUCAACCUAGAUGGGCUCAGAUACACAGGACAGCAGAUUCGCUCCAGAAAUCCAAAUGAGAUCAUCUUUGGACUGAACGAUGGCUACUAUGCAGCUGAUUUUGAUCAGAAGGAGAAUUCUGACAGGAAGAAGAACAGUUUGCUCCAAGUGGACCAGAGCUCUGUCAGAAACUCAUACAGUGUUUUCUCUUUACUGAGGCUUCACACGGCCCAGAGAGCCAUUAAGCAGACUCAGGUGACGGUUCAGAAGAUUGGAAAGGAAAUUGAGGAAAAACUGAGGACAACAGCGUCCUGCACAGAAAAGAAGAAAGAGAGGGAGUGUAUGCAGCUACAUAUUGGGAUUCUGAGGAGCGAGUUGGAAAGACAGAGGAAGGCGCUGACGAGAGAAAUGGACUUGAUGCAGAAAGAGAGCACACAGCUUGUAAAGAAAGAGGAGGCGUCAUCUACCAAGCACCAGGGUCUGGAGUCUGAGCGCAAGUCUUUGACGGAGUUGCAGAAGGAAUGCACUGCCAAAAGAGAGCUGUUUCUGAAGUCUAACGCCCAGCUCACUUUCCGCUGUCGUCAGCUUAUAUCAGAGCUUUCCUACAUUUAUCCCAUUGAUGUGAACAAUCAGAACGAUUAUGUGAUUUGUGGUGUCAAACUGCCCAAUUCUGAAGACUUUCAAGCAAAGGAUGAUGGGAGUAUUGCGGUGGCUCUAGGUUACACGGCACACCUGGUGCUGAUGAUAUCAUGCUUCCUGCAGAUUCCGCUCAGGUAUCCAGUCAUCCACAAGGGUUCCCGUUCCUCCAUCAAAGACACCAUCACUGACAAACUCACAGAGAAGGAGAGAGAGUUCCCCCUUUAUCCCAGAGGAGAGCGUUUCCAGUUUGAAUACGGUGUCUAUUUGCUCAACAAAAACAUUGCCCAGUUGAGGUACCAACAUGGGCUGUCCACCCCAGAUCUGCGUCAGACUUUACCCAACCUCAAAAACUUCCUAGAGCAUGGACUACUUGUAAGAUGUGACAGGCACCAUGUCUCCAUGUCCAUCCCUGUCCCUCUGAAGUCUCAUCUCAGCGUUUCCACCGCAUCUGAAGUGGGAAUUCCAACCCUCUCCAGUUCCCCUGAGCGCGACGUCCAGAAAAGGUCUGGCUCAGAUCCGGAUAAACAGAAAUACCGAACCCCUCCACCUAGUUACAGCACGGCCAUGGCUCAACCCGAUCCCAUGACCACUCCGGAGAUUCCGUCAGCGCCGUCCACAGAGAUUGCGAGCGUGGAAGUAGGUAAGACUGUAGAAACACAUAAGGAUGGAGAGACUCCGUCCGAGGCACAUAUGGAGAAACCUCUGGAAGUACCUACAGACAUAGCCAGUACGUUACCAUCUGACUCUGCACCUCAGCACCCAGGGGCCAUGAACGGCUCGGCCGUGCCCAGCGGGGGUAUGGGAUUGGGUGUCGUGAGCGGAAGCGAGCUGUGCUGCUCCGUAGAGCAGGCGGAGGAGAUUAUGGGCACUGAAGCCACAGGGCUGGGAUUGGGACUAGGGUUAGGGUUGGGAUUGGGAGGCGGCGCCAGACUGGACGAUUACCCAUGCAUCCCGGUGGAGCACGCCAUUGCGGUCGAGUGCGACGAACAGGUUUUGGGAGAAUUCGACGCCGCUGGGAUCGAGGAAGUCUCGCGGCGCAUCUAUGCACUAGAGAACAUGUCUAGCUUCCGACGGCCUCGGAAGAACUCGGAAAAAUAACUGGUAUACAGGACGUGGCCCUGGAAAAAAACGGGUCAGAGGGUGACGGGUGUCCAAGUUGAUUGGUGACGUAAGGCUGAGUCUGCGUAAUAUUUCACCCUGACUGCAACAAGUAUAGACAUUACAUAAAGAAAUAUAUUAUUAAUAAUAUUGUUAUAAUAAUUAUUAAUAUUAUUAGGAAAUAUCUGGAAUAUUGACCAAUUUGCACUUCUCAAAGCAUUUCUAUAAUCCUUUAAAGUGAAAUAAAGAGAAUGUUUGUGGUUGAAAUGCGUGCUGGGCGUCUUUCUCGGUGUAUGGAUUUGCAGUCUUAAUGGAAUAGUUCACCCAGAAAUGAAAAUUCUGUCAUCAUUUAUUCACCCUCAUGUUGUUCCAAACCUGUGGGACUUUCAUUCCUCUGUGGAACACAAAAGAAGAUAUUUAGAAGAACUGUUUUGGUCCAUACAGUAAAAGUCAAUUGGAUUCAUCCAAUGGUGUUUUGGACCCAGUGUUGACCAAUGUUGUGAAGGUGUGAUUCAUUUGACUCAGCACAGAACAGAAUUGACUGAGCACAGAAUUUAAGACAGCCAUGAAUAUGAGUAUUGUAAUUUUACUGUUGUUCUGUAAAAUAAAAUAAUAAUCAUUAUUAUUAUUAGUAAGUUCUGGGAAUUAAUCAUUAAUUCGUGGCCACGGCCCCACGAUAUACAUAUUUUUUUUCACCCACAAUUCAUAAUUAAGUACUCAAUUUUUGAUUUUAAGCUUCCAAAGUAUUUUUACAAUAGUAAUAUAUUUUUUUAUUAGCUUGUUUAAUUUGUACAAUUUAAUUUAAUAAAAUAACAACUACAUAUUGUCUAGGUUGAGUUUGCUCAUGCUCAAGCUAUAUUGAUCCACAAGCUAAUAUUAAAAAACAAAUCAGACACUUUUUGAAAUAUUACAUUUCUUCUUUUGUGUUCCAAAGAAAAAGUCACGCAGGUCUGGAACAACAUGGUGGUAAUUAAAGGCACAAUAUGUAAGACUUUUGAUUAAUAUAUCCAAAAACCACCACUUUUUUGACUUGUGUGCUUACAUUAUCCCAAAUGUUUCCAAGAAUGUUUAAAUCCAGAGAAAUAAGCAAUUUCAACCAGCACUCGGACCGUGUCUGUGCAUCGCCUAUCAGUGACAUCAUACCUGCGUUACCCUCGGUUUCUGGUUUUAUUUUGUUGAAACCAUGGAAACACCAAAGACGCUUUAAUAUAUUAUGUGUUUUAUUAGACAGGUGAGCAACUGUUUGGAUACAUUCAUCAACAGAAAACGAAUCAUUGUUAUAAAGCUUAACAAAGGAAGUCUUAUUGUUUAAAUCUCGUUUUCUAGAUUUACCGCGAGUACCAUGUUUUACCCUGCCUAAUAUCAAUCUAGCUUACUGCAGUGUGCAACAAGUGUCUCAUAGUAGCUGCCGAGCGAAUGUAGAAUAGCAUUAUAACAACUUUCAACACACAAAUGUAUCAAAUAUGAUAAAACAGUGCUGCGUUACCCGACAUACGAUCGACCAGAAGAAGCAGAAGCGGCGACUGCGGCAUUAUAAAAGUCCCACUGCUAUGUUUUAAAUAAGCGACCUCUAGCUGUGAAAAUUUACAUAUUGUACCUUUAAGUUAAGACAAUUUUCAUUUUUGGGUGAACUAUCCAUUUAAAUACCAUGCAGUGUUACAGCGGGAGCUCUGGUGCACCAGGACCAACCAGCCUGAUACAUACCAGGCCCUGCACCAGGAGGAAUGGCUGUUGGUCUGGGUGGGCGGAAAGGGCGAGGAACGUCUGUGUGCCAAUGACACCCUUUCUCAUGCUGCACACCCAAGUCCUGCUUCCAGAAGAGGAAGAACAUGUACGCAUAUAUUGCGCAAAUCUCCGUUUUUUUCCCCCAGUCUGACCGUUGCAAGACCUUGUAUUCUCUCUGAUUUAUUCACCCAGAAUUAUAAAAUCCUGACAGCUGUGCUUCACAGUUUGAUGCCGUGUCAACACUGGAUGUGAGUGGCACAUCAUCACGUAACAAAACCCAAUAGCUCCUAUUAUAACCAACAAAUCUGUCUACACUUGAAGUGUUCAUUAUGUUGCAUUGUUAUCGGCCCAUUUCUAUUGUUGCACCCAAUUCUCAAGGUUUUUUUUUCUCUAAAAUAGGCUUUUUGCCUGUUUCUAUUUUUUGUUUGCUGUACAGCCACUCCAGCUUUAUUUUUCCAAUCCAUCUAUAAUAAAAUUGAAUCUAAAUAAACUGAUUUAAUAAAUAAAUUUAAAUAAUUUGAGCAGUUGUAACAUUAUGUAUAAAAUUGUUUUGUUCUUCUAAAAUAAAAUACAAAGUGAAAUGGCAUACCUAUGUGGAAACGUGUGACAUUAGUCACUUCCAGUAUAGACAUGGUGUAAGAAAUCUAGAUUACCAUAUGCUUAAACAACAAUUUAGGCAAAACCUUCAGGGUUGCGAGGUCUUUAUUCCAAAAUGAACUUUUUCCUUGAAGGUGCUUUAAUCUCAAUGAUCUUUCCCACUGUAUACAGUUAUUCAGCUAUCAGAAAAACCAAAAUGCAAAUGAUGUGCACUGCAUACUGUUGUUGAAGAGGAGCAGGAUGGCCGUUCCUCUGCAUUUACUGCAGUUCUUUAUUUUUUUUUCUUGAUUAUGGCAUUAAUCCUCAUUGUUUCGUGUUGCACACUACUCUUCAAUGUAAUUUCCUCUAAAAACAAUAUUCAUCCAUCUGCGCAACUUUCAAAAGCCAUCUGUGUGUGUGUUUUUCCCCAAGCAGUAUUCUAUACUUAUAUUUAUAUUUUGGUGUCCUUUAUUCUAAUCUGCUUUUCAGGUAUACACAAGAGUCUGAUCCUCUUCCAUAAGAAUCACAUCAUGAAUGUAAUAAACACACUUAAGAAAAGGACUAGUAAUGGAUUAGUAAUGGUUGACUUUUACAUCAGGAAGGACUAGUAAUGGUUGACUUUUACAUCAUUUCACCCUGGCCUGAAACCCUUGUUUGAUUUCCUGUCUCUUGUAGAUUUUCCUUGAAUGACUGUUGAUACAUGAUGUAUUUAAGACAAAUACAAAGAAAUUUGUUUCCAUAAAUUGCUGUGACACUGUACAUAUACUUUUGUAUGAAAGGUGUUUUAUUAUUAAAGAUCAGUUUAAUGAUAUGA